This is a messenger RNA of Spathaspora passalidarum NRRL Y-27907, 1518 nucleotides long. RefSeq names its product glycosyltransferase family 15 protein. Gene Ontology annotation, cellular component: Golgi apparatus; membrane. The coding region runs from base 1 to 1518 and encodes 505 amino acids. The transcript has a single exon. Gene Ontology annotation, biological process: protein N-linked glycosylation; cell wall mannoprotein biosynthetic process. Gene Ontology annotation, molecular function: alpha-1,2-mannosyltransferase activity. The record is from RefSeq and is a predicted model, not a curated record. Lineage: Eukaryota; Fungi; Ascomycota; Pichiomycetes; Serinales; Debaryomycetaceae.
AUGAAUCCAAAUUAUUUAUUUUAUAAUCCUGAUCCAUUCUGGACCAAGUUCCAGUUGAAAGAAGAACCCCAUAUAGAAUCAGGAAAGAUUAGUCAACAAGAUAUAUCUUCCAGAGUCGACGAACCGUUUCAAUAUGGAUGCACAGUUCCUAAUACAGAUCAACCACGAGCCAAUGCUGCAUUAGUCAUGCUAGCGAGAAAUUCCGAGAUCAAAGAUGUAAUCACAUCCAUGCAAUCCAUGGAACGACACUUCAACCAGUGGUAUAACUAUCCUUGGGUGUUUCUAAAUGAUGAACAGUUCACUACUGAGUUUAAGCAAGCUGUCAGGAAACACACUAAAUCUGAAGUUGAGUUUGGAGUUAUUGAACCAGAAGUAUGGGAUUUCCCUAAAGAUGUUGAUCGUGAUGAAAUCAAAGAGUACAUUACCAAGCAAGGAGAUCGAGGAAUUCUCUACGGUAAUAUGGAAUCAUACCAUAAAAUGUGUCGAUUCUACUCGGGACAGUUCUACCAACAUGAUCUAAUCAAGAAUCGAGAAUGGUAUUGGCGAGUUGAGCCAAAUGUGGAAUUUUACUGUGAUUUAACCUAUGAUCCAUUCAUCGAAAUGGAGAAACGUGGGAAGAAGUAUGGAUUUAAUGUUAUGCUUAAUGAAUUGUAUUAUACUGUUCCUGGUUUAUUUCGAGAAAUAAAAUCGUUUAUUAAAGAGCAAAACAUACAGGUUAAGAACGCUUGGCGGUUAUUCAUCCAUGAUUCGAAAUGGACCACGGGAGCAAACCAGGAUGAAUAUGAUGGGAUAUUCAUCAGACCACAUAUUCUCAAAGAAAUAGAAGAAAAUGUUGUGCUUGACAAGUUCUUAGCAAUUAAGGACAAGAAAGAUGAAGAUGUCAAGAAAUUUAACCCCACACUCAUUCACAAGCUAUUCUCAAAAGCUACCCAACUCCCGGCCCUUCAUGAAGAUAGAAUGGACAGGGAGGACUACAAUCUUUGCCAUUUCUGGUCGAAUUUUGAAAUUGCUAGGCCUGAUAUUUUCACUUCAGAAGUGUAUCAGAAACUAUUCAAAUAUUUAGAUUCCACAGGUGGAUUCUAUAAGGAAAGAUGGGGAGAUGCACCGAUUCAUUCAUUGGCCAUUGGUAUGAUGCUAGAUUUGAAAGAAAUACACUAUUUCCGAGACAUAGGGUAUCGUCAUUCCAACUUUAUUCAUUGUCCGAGAAACUCACCAAAGAACCAGUUGGAAUAUGUCCCUAGCGAUACAUACCAAGGAAACAAGAAAGACAAGCACUGGUUGUUUCCAGAUAAACCAAGGAAGUUUGGUGCCGGGUGUAGAUGUAGAUGUCCUAGACAGAGAUAUACAGAUACUGAAGAUGGAGGAGAUUCAUGUAUGCCUCAAUGGAAGAAGCACACUGAUGAUAAUUUCAGAGUGUUUCGUCAGGUUGAUACUGAUGAACUUGAAAACAAUAUUAAAAUUAGAGUUGACAAGUAUUUAGCCGAUGGGGGUGUAUUAGGGGAAAAGUUCUUUUACUAG